Messenger RNA from Syngnathus typhle (broad-nosed pipefish), 2695 nucleotides. It is a transcript of the gene ptx3a, whose product is annotated as pentraxin 3, long a. Lineage: Eukaryota; Metazoa; Chordata; Actinopteri; Syngnathiformes; Syngnathidae. The transcript is spliced from 4 exons. The record is from RefSeq and is a predicted model, not a curated record. Gene Ontology annotation, biological process: innate immune response. The coding region runs from base 257 to 1639 and encodes 460 amino acids. Gene Ontology annotation, molecular function: complement component C1q complex binding.
CGGUAGAGAGGAAGAAGGGGAGGAUGUGGAGGGGGAGGAACAAAUGUUGCAUGAAGUAUCAGGGAGGGAGAGCUUGAAAAAGAGAGCGGUGGACCGGAGAAAGUGAGAGACCGGAGGGGACCACGGUGACUGAUAGAGAAUUUCCUCACAUGCACGCAAACACAGAGGAGGCCAGCCAUUUUCCUCACACAUUUGUUUGGUUCUGCCACCUGUGAACACUCACUCACACAUAGGCAAACACACACAGAAGAACAGCAUGUUGUACUGGAAGCUCCCCCUGGCAGUGGGUGCGUGGUCGAUAUGUGUAUGUCUGACUCUGAACUACGAGGACGAUAUCGAAGUCAACUAUGCCGACACCUACUACAACGAAAUCACAGAAGAUGAGACGCCAGAACCCACACCGAGUGCAACUCCCUGUAGUUCUCCAGACCUCACAAAGUGGGACAAAAUUUUCUCAAUGCUGGAGAAUAGCCAGAUGCGGGAGAACAUGCUUCUGCAGUAUGCCGAUGACAUUGUCAAAGUGGAGAUGGGGUCUCUACGUGGGGAAAUCCUCAGGUUUGUGGCCCAGUAUGGUGGUUCAUGUGGGGUUGCAGUGGAGACAGCGGGAAAGAGGCUGGCCUUGCAGUUGGAAGGCCGACUAAGAGAAUCCCUUGAACGAUUCAAAUUUGGUGAUUACAUUACCACCGCUGAUGGAAAUUCUGUUGGGAAUUCAAACCACCUGGAGGCAAUGCUGCAACAGCUUCUCUCUGCCACACGGAGCCAGGCAAGCCGACUUGGUAAGCUGGAAACCAGCUGCUUCAGCCACCGAAGAGGUGCGAAAGAAACAUCGCAACUUUCGCAGGGUGUCCACAGAGAGCAGGAAGUUACAACACAGGAAGUAGCUUUGGAGGCAGCCUUGGCUAUGCUGCAGCAGACGAGAAUGGAGAUCCAGGAGGUACUAAGUUCAUCACGGCGCAGACACCUGCCUGCAGGUAAUGAGAUGGCCAUCCUCUUCCCCAUGCGUUCACGUCGCAUCUACACUUCAGUUAUCCCCGAUGUCCCUCUUUCACUGUCCUCCUUCACUGUCUGCCUGUGGGUGAAACCAGUCACAGUUUCCAACAAGACUGUUCUGUUCUCUUAUGGCAACCGUCGUAACCCAUAUGAGAUCCAACUCUUGCUCAGCCACACAUCAGCCCUAUUCACCAUUGGAGGAGAGACUCAUCUGGUGGAGGCACGAGGUCUAGUCAAGGCAAAUGGUCCUACAGAAUGGCUUCACCUAUGCGGGUCUUGGUCCUCUGAGCAGGGCCUGGCAACCUUGUGGGCAGGUGGGGAAAAAGUUGCUUCCACAUCGGGAGUGGCAGAAGGACACAUCCUGCCAGAUGGAGGUUCACUCCAGUUGGGACAGGAAAGGAAUGGUUGCUGCCCUCUGACCCCAAGCAGCAGUGGGAACGGGGUGCCAGGCUUUGAGGCAGGGUUUGAUCCCAAGCUGGCAUUUGCAGGCAAAAUGACGGGAGUGAACAUGUGGGACAAAGUGCUGUCAGAGGAGAAGAUUUCCCAGAUGGCUUUGAAAGAGGGCCAGGGUUGGGAGGAAAGAGGGAACAUAGUGGCAUGGGGUGUGACAGAAAUGGUGCCACAUGGAGGCGCUCUAUUUAUCAACUAAAAUAGACUCCCUAAUAUUCAUAAGCCUUGACCUUGCCUAUCACAAACAUUUAAAUCACUUUAAUGCUAAAACUGAGGAAAUGUCAUCUUUAUGAAAAUAUGUCAUGGUUUAUUUUUGCACCCCAAUCACUUUUACUGAGGCUACAUGUCACACUCGUUCCUCAUUGCAGCACACAAACAUUGUCAAGCAUUCAUCUCGGAAAGUGUGUGUUGUAGCAGGAAGCGUGCUGCGAGCGAUGUUUACCAAAGACCUAAUUAGGGUGAAAGAAAGAGUCCAUUGUGAAAGUGAGCAACUUCUGAGCCAAUAAAUAAAAACUCAGCAGACACAAAAGGGGAACCAGAGGACAAAAAUAAUAAAAAUGUUUUAGUUGUAGCGCCAUUUAUUUACUUUUAUAGAUACAUCUAAGUAAUUAUUAGAAACUCAGUUUUGUCAUACAUGGCUAAAAUCCAUCUUUUGGCAUGUCAAACUUGGUCUUUGCUUUUCUAAACUAAAGGCCAUCCACAGAUUAGUCUCCUGUUGGACUAAAUAAAAAAGGUACCAUGUAAAAAAACUUUGUAACGUAAUGAGCCAUGCAUCAUGUGAUCCAGGGAAUACUUGUGACUAAACACUGCUGUGCAGACUUUCUGCUAAGCUCAGCCGACUUUAGAAAUAACUUUUAACAUUUCAGCUGUACGCAAUGUUUUAUUUUUUUCCACCUUUUGCCUCACCAAGUUAAGUUUGUUGCAUUACUUUGUACUCAUCAAGUUUACAUUUACGUAUAUUAGUCUAUGUCUGCGUAGUCAGCUGUUCAGUACUUUUUACACAUAGUGUAAUAUAUAAUUUUUUGCAAUACAGUUACAUUGUAAAUUUGUUAUAUUUGGAUUUCAUUGUUUUUAUAUCAGUGAGGGGAAUGUUUACAAGGUCUGGUCUUUUGUGAGUUAAAUUGUUUUGUAGAAUACUGUACAGAUAUAUUAACUGAAUUUGGUUUCCCUGGUAAUGUCAACGGGUGAAAAUGAAUGUAUUUGCACAUAAAUAUAAUUUGACGGAGAAUGUGGGAUGAAUAAACAUAUAAUAGUA